Messenger RNA from Neltuma alba, 1846 nucleotides. RefSeq names its product probable ADP-ribosylation factor GTPase-activating protein AGD11. The transcript has 10 exons. Bases 528 to 1688 code for a protein of 386 amino acids. Gene Ontology annotation, molecular function: GTPase activator activity; phospholipid binding. Lineage: Eukaryota; Viridiplantae; Streptophyta; Magnoliopsida; Fabales; Fabaceae. The record is from RefSeq and is a predicted model, not a curated record.
AUUCGAUGACUUUUGAUGCCUAAUGAUUCACAUUUACACAUUUUCGAACAAAAUUUACGAUAUUUGUCAGAAUAGAAUCGUUUGCACAUUAUCCGAAUCAGACCUGUCUUUUAGUUUUCUGAAUCUUUCUUGCACUCUCCGUUGAAUCUCCCUUUUUCUUCUUUCUCAUUGCUGUUUUCUCGAAGUUUCAGCUUUCAACUUCAACGGUUUUCGAAAACCAAUUCCCUCACAGACCAUUAAUAUUCUCUGGCUUUCCAACUAACUUGUAUGAUAUUUUAAUCUUCCCCCGCCAACCCAGAAACCUUUUAAGAAAGCUUUGAUUUACAGAAGACAAGGGGCCGUUGUCUCCUCGAGAGGAUAAGGGUGUAAUCUGAUUUGUAAGGUUUUCGGCUGAGAACUAUUACUUUUCCUACCUGUUUUGGGCCUCUCAUUGCAACGACUGCGCCCUGAGAACUAGCGGGUCAAUGGCUGUUCUCAGAUUGUAGCGUCAUUUCUUGAUUUGGGGAUUGAAAUAUUGGAGGCAGAAGAUGUCUUUACGGCAUCAUAAUAAUGUUGAGCUCAAUGGUGUCUCAGCUGUAGGGUCAGGAUGUUGCCUUUAUGAUCUUUUGUGCGCUGAAACUCCAAAUUUGCAAUCCCAAAAGAAUCAGCGGCCACCUUCUUCUGGUCCUCUAGAAAGGUUGGAGAAGUUGAUGCAUGAAGCAGGGAACAAGUAUUGUGCUGAUUGUGGAUCUCCUGAGCCAAAAUGGGUAUCUUCAAAUAUUGGAGCAUUUAUUUGCAUAAAAUGUUCUGGCAUACAUAGAAGCCUAGGAGUUCAUAUAUCAAAGGUUCUAUCAUUGAAGCUAGAUCAAUGGACAGAUGAUGAAGUUUCUGAACUGGCAAAGUUAGGAGGAAAUGCAUCAGUAAAUGAAAAGUACGAAGCUUGCAUCCCUAGUUAUAUGAAAAAGCCAAAGCCAAGUUCCUCCAUUGAGGAGCGUACUGACUUUAUCAGGAGGAAAUACGAGUUGCUACAAUUUAUGGGGUGUGAAGAACAGUUGUCCUGCCCCUUUAUACCACAACAGAGCACUUCCUCAUGCAUAGACAAGAAAAAUUAUAAUAAACAAGGAAACAAAAAUCGUAUUGGGAGUGCAUUUCGUAACAGCUGGGGAAGAAAAGAACCUGAUAAUAUUAAGGCUUCAAAGAAGAGCAACUCAUUGGCAGGUAUGGUGGAAUUUGUUGGGUUGAUAAAGGUUAACGUGGUCAAAGGCACUAACCUGGCUGUCCGGGAUGUAAUGACUAGUGAUCCUUAUGUCAUCCUUUCUUUGGGUCACCAAUCAGUAAAGACACGAGUUAUAAAGAACAAUUUGAAUCCUGUCUGGAAUGAGAGCCUAAUGUUAUCAAUUCCGCACAACAUUCCUCCACUUAAAGUGCAUGUGUAUGACAAAGAUACAUUCUCAACUGAUGAUUUCAUGGGAGAGGCUGAAAUAGACAUCCAACCCCUACUUGCAGCUGCAAAAGCCUAUGAGAAAUCUGCAGUCAACGAGUCCAUGGAGUUUGAAAAAUGGGUGGCAAGUUCAGAUGGCGCUCUCGUUAAAGAUGGUGCCAUCUCCCUCGAAGAUGGGAAGAUCAGACAGGAAAUAUCUGUAAAGCUGAUGAAUGUGGAGAGAGGGGAGCUGGAAGUUGAGCUUGAAUGUCUUCCUCUCACUCAAUAGCUGGACUGAACUCUCAUUUUGGAGCCAUGUACCAUAGGAGAUAGUGUUUUUCUUUUUUUGUACGUUAUUGUUUAGACAUUACUUGAAGGAACAAUUAAGUGAACUGUUAAUAGAUCUUGUUUGGGAUGGUUCUAAAGUUUCCUCCUUCUUGCCUUUUC